AUGACCUCUUCUCGUUCUGUUACACGCACCGAAGUCGAUACAGGAUCCGCUACCGGUUGGAAAAAGUAUGACAAAUACCCGAUUGAAGUCGAUCGACUUCAAGAUGACAAAGCAACCGAAAUCUUGCUCUGUAACUUUGAGCGUCCUCACAUGAGGGCAUUUCAUUGUUCAUGGUUUGCCUUCUUCGUUGCGUUCUUUGUAUGGUUUUCAAUCACACCUUUGAUUCCAGAGAUUCAGAAAAGUCUGGGACUUUCCAAUGAAGAAAUCUGGACGUCUAAUAUCGCGAAUGUUACUGGAACAAUCUUCAUGCGUGUCCUCUUGGGGCCACUCUGUGAUAAAGUUGGUCCACGAAUUCUAUUUGCUGUGGUUCUUGGUGUAUCGGCCAUUCCUGCGGCUUGCAUUGGCUUUGUGCAUACUACAACUGGACUUACGAUCAUUCGCUCAUUCAUUGGUCUUGCUGGCGGUACCUUUGUAAUGUGUCAAUACUGGACCUCCUCGAUGUUCACCAAGGAGAUUGUCGCUACUGCCAACGGUCUUGUUGCAGGAUGGGGAAAUCUUGGUGCUGGCGUCACCCAACUAUUGGUUGGAACAUUACUCUUCCCAUUGUUCAAAGAAAUUUUCAAAGGUACUGAUAAUCCAACAGAAAAUGCAUGGCGCACUGUUUGCAUUUUUCCAGCUGUACUCGCUGUCAUCACGGGAGUCUUCAUUUACAAGCUCAGCGAUGAUACACCCAAGGGAAAUUUCAACGAGCUGAAAAAGAAUGGAAGCAUGGGUGAUCCUUCCGCGAUUCAAUCAUUCCGAAAGGGAUUUUACAAUAUCAAUACAUGGAUCUUAUUGAUUCAAUACGGUUGCUGCUUUGGCGUCGAGCUGACAAUGAACAGUGCCGCAGCAGCGUACUUCCACGACACUUAUCGGUUGACCACCGAUGAGUCAGCUGCCAUUGCCUCCAUCUUUGGGUGGAUGAACCUCUUCGCUCGGGGGCUUGGGGGGUGGAUUUCCGAUAUCUUGAAUAUGAAAUGGGGAAUGCGGGGACGCCUCUACGCACAACUAGUCCUGCUCAUUCUCGAAGGUGGUUUGGUUUUGAUCUUUGCAAACUCUAACUCGCUCAUUGAAUCUAUCAACAUUAUGGUGUUCUUCUCCAUGUUUGUUCAAGCCGCUGAGGGUUCAACAUAUGGCAUUGUGCCAUAUGUUGAUCCAGAUGCCUUGGGAGCUGUUACUGGAAUUGUCGGUGCUGGAGGCAACCUCGGGGCAGUUGCCUUUGGAAUGGCUUUCCGUGACCAAGAAAUCGAUGAACGAAAGGCGUUCUUCAUCAUGGGAUGCUCAAUCUUGGCGUCUGCAGUUACAACCAUUUUCAUUACAAUCGAUGGACACCGAUGUAUCCUGUUUGGAAAAGACUCAGUAGAGACUCAAACGCAGAAAAGAAAUAAUUUGACGAAUAUUCGGCAAUAG
Molecule: messenger RNA, 1449 nt
Organism: Cylindrotheca closterium
Lineage: Eukaryota; Bacillariophyta; Bacillariophyceae; Bacillariales; Bacillariaceae
Source: the annotation of a GenBank genome assembly